Messenger RNA from Coregonus sp. 'balchen', 27894 nucleotides. Lineage: Eukaryota; Metazoa; Chordata; Actinopteri; Salmoniformes; Salmonidae. The record is from the annotation of a GenBank genome assembly.
CUGACUGACUGACUGACUGACUUGUCGACUGGCACUUAACAGGAAAACCAGGCCUUGUUUAUCAACUGGAAAAGGAAUUCUACAUAACACCGAAGAGAGAAACUUGUCAGAGUGGAACUUUCUUUCCCCUCCCCUCUCUCGCUCAUUCACUCUCUAGUCUCUCUCGCAGUGGCUGGAGCUGGGGGCUGUGUGAGUUUGUACAGUAGUCCGGAAAGAGAGUGAGAGGGAGAGAGGAAAAGAGAGAGCAGGGGAGUGGACAGAGGCCAGGGGAGACAUGCUACGCUACGGCUCACCAGGAUCGGUCACCACCACCGAGGACAGUUCAGAGCAGCCCAGUGAGGUAAGGAGCCCCAGGGGGCCACUCAACAACACAUCUCUCGUUCGCCUGUCACAUGGCGUGUUGGUUUGUGUAAGUCAGUGUGCUUGUAGACUAUCUUGGUGUUUGUUCGCUUUUGUCUCCGCUCCCCCCACUCCCCAUUCACCUUUCUCUCUCUCAAUCUUUUUUCCUCACGUCUCGUCUGUCUGCGCAAGGCUAGUUUUCGUAGCAUGUCUACAUCGCAACUAAUCAUUCUCACUUUUUGAGUGUUGCCUGUAUGUUGGAAUUUUGCAUGUGGCUCAGGCAUAUGUUUAUCUGUUUGAGCUUGUAAUAAGAGCCGAGUAUCUGGGAGGCAGGGCUGUCAUGUUUAUUUGAUCAGCCCAGAGCGCCUAGCAGACCGCGGCAUGAAACUGCCAUUAAAAGCCAUUCUCACAGCUAAUUCUCACAACAUAAAAGCCAACAUGGAGUUGGAUUAAUCCUUAUGAUGAUUACAGCGUCAUGUUUCACUCUCAACCAAGAUAACCAUUUUAAGAAAGUGAACCUGCCUAAACAUUGUUCCCAUUGACUUACAGUACGUUAAUCAGCUCCUAGGGCACCUUAGUUCUAAAGGAAUGUGUCACAGUCUAUAAUUAUAAAUACGGAUGGUGGCCUGUUGUAUUUGUUCCCCAUCAGAAACAUUCCACUGCUUAUUGUAACCCAACAAUCAGGCUUACUGCCACACAAAUGUUGUGUCUCAAAUGCUAGAUCACAUUAUAUAUGAACCAAUCCAUUCUUAUGUAAUAAAGAGUGACACUGGGGAAAACAACACAUUUUAGUUUUCAUCCAACUAUGACAUUGAUUACUGGUGCAUGAGCUUGAACUGAGUGACAUUGACAUUUUCUUUUUCUGUCUGUGUGUGUUUCUGUCUGUUUUUGAUUCCCCCAGAGGAAGAUCCGGCGACUCAGGCUAACUCUUCAUACAGGAGACAAUGGACAGAAUGAGACCAAAAAAACAACCUCAGACACAGUGAGUCUCAAAAAGCACAACCAGUCACCCUCACACACCCAGUCAACCUCACACGUCUUCAUCUUCACCACCCUAUGGGACCUGGAUCUUAUCUUUUCCCUCUCUCACCUCCCUUAAUCCUCGCUUCCUCAACCUGUAGUCGGUGUGCUCUGCAUCUUUCCCUUUCUUAUUCACAGCCCUCUCUAUCCCUCAAAUACACUCAAACACUCAACACUGUAACCAAUGUAAGUCAGGUGUGAAUGUUUAUGAAGUAGGAACCAGCUUUGAUCCAGUUUUAGAAACAUUCCAUGGACUGUCUACACAAUACAGAGACAGAGAAAGGUGGAACCACAGAGAUUUACUGCUGCUAUGUUAUCUGGGCUGUUGGUUAUGCAAUUAAUUGUAUCCAUACAGGGGUGUGUACACUGCACACACACAUACACAGCUGUGUCUGAUUUUCACAGUACUGUGCACGAAGUUAGAAGGUGCCUGUCCCUUUUCAUCAACAGUACAACUCUCUUCAGCACAAGCCUAGCUGACAACAGGAUUACACAGAGUCGCAUGCUGUUGUCUGUUUUCAGAUGCCAAAUAUCAUAUAUAAUGUACACGACACAUGAUGACAUCUUACUGUAACAUUUUAUUGGUCGUCUUAUACAAAUAUUUAACCGAUAAACAAUCACUAAACAAUCACUAAACUCUUUUUAAUUACAAGGUACCUACUUGGUACACAUGGGUAUCCUACAUCUUAAUAAAGGCAGGAAUGUUGUUUGCCAGAGGUGGUUCACCGUUUUGCUCUGUUUGUGUUAGGAAGCUGUGGUCUGGCAAAGUGUCAUCAGCUAGUUUGUAAUGGAAGUGUUUGACAGCACUCUGUUUGCUGCUUGGAAUCACGUUGAGGUUGGGGGAAGUAUGGUUUUGGUCGCUCCUCCAUAGAGACCGAGAUGGUGACAGAAAGCAGAGAGAUAGUGUCACGCCCUGGCUCUAGGGACUCUUUUAUGUUGAGCCAGGGUGUGUAGAGUCUAUGUUUUGUGCUCUUUGUUUUCCAUUCUAGGUCUUGUAUUUCUAUGUUGGCCAGAGUGGUUCCCAAUCAGAGGCAACGAGUGUCAGCUGUUGCUGGUUGUCUCUGAUUGGGAACCAUAUUUAAACAGUCUGUUUUCCCUCAGUGUUUGUGGGAUCUUGUUCCGUGUUACUAGUAGGUUUUGUUUGAGCUAAGGACGUCACGUUAUCGUUUUGUGGUUUUUGUUCGUGUUAUCCUUCAGAUUUAAUAAAUAUGUUUGCAUUCAACGCUGCGCAUUGGUCCUCUGUUCCUGACGAUCGUGACAGAAGAUCCCACCAAAACUGGACCAAGCAGCGUGUCCAGGAGCCAUCGCCAGGGGAAUCGCUAGCGGAUCUCCGUGGUAACCUCGACUGGGUCAAGCCUAGUGAAGAGCAGAGAGGGUGGACUUGGGAGCAGUGGAGGAAGAGUCUCGACUGGGUCAAGCCAUGUGAGGAGGAGAGAGGCUGGAGUUGGAAGCAGAAGAGCGAGAGUUGGGCGAGAACUAUAGAGGCCUGGCCCACGGGGAGGAGAGACCCCCAGACAUUUUUUAGGGGGGGGCUCACGCCGUGGACGACGGGGCAGCAGGAGGCCGCGAUGGAGCGGUCCAGCGGGUUUGCAGAGGAGGCCGCCAGGUUAAAGGGGCCACUGGUCACAGAGGAGAGGGAAAGUGUGGAGGCACGGCGAGAGGUACUGGGGUGUGUUACCAGUCCGGUCCGGCCCAUUCCUGAUCCCUGCAUAGGGCCAGUGGUGUGUGUCCCCAGUACGGUCCGGCCUGUUCCUGUUCCUCGCAUCGAGCCUGUGGUGCGUGUCGUCAGCCCGGCCCGGCCUGUUCCUGCUCCCCGCACCGAGCCUAUGGUGCGCGUCGCCAGCCCGGCCCGGCCUGUUCCUGCUCCCCGCACCAAGCCUAUGGUGCGCGUCGCCAGCCCGGCCCGGCCUGUUCCUGCUCCCCGCACCAAGCCUAUGGUGCGCGUCGCCAGCCCGGUCCGGCCUGUUCCUGCUCCCCGCACCAAGCCUAUGGUGCGCGUCGCCAGCCCGGCCCGGCCUGUUCCUGCUCCCCGCACCGAGCCUAUGGUGCGCGUCGCCAGCCCGGUCCGGCCUGUUCCUGCUCCCCGCACCAAGCCGAUGGUGCGCGUCGCCAGUCCGGCCCGGUCUGUUCCUGCUCCCCGCACCAAGCCUAUGGUGCGCGUCGCCAGCCCGGCCCGGCCUGUUCCUGCUCCCCGCACCGAGCCUAUGGUGCGCGUCGCCAGCCCGGUCCGGCCUGUUCCUGCUCCCCGCACCAAGCCGAUUGUGCGCGUCGCCAGUCCGGCCCGGUCUGUUCCUGCUCCCCGCACCAAGUCAGUGGUGCGCGUCGCCAGCCCGGCCCGGUACAUUCCUGCUCUCCGCACCAAGUCAGUGGUGCGCUUCGUCAGCCCGGCUCGGCCUGUUCCUGCUCCCCACACCAAGCCAGUGGUGUGCGUCGCCAGUCCGACACUGCCCGUGCCUGUUCCACCGGUGCCUGGUCCGGUACCGGUCAGCUGCUCCACGUCGGAGCUAGAGCAAUCCGCUCCACCAGUGUUCAGUCCAGCUCCGGCCAGCAGGGCCAGACCGGACCAGGGGUACUGUGGGGGGUUAGAGAGGGAGUGGGGAUCAUGCCCAGAGCCGGAUCCGCCGCCAAGGCGAAGUGCCCACCCGGUCCCUCCCCUGUGGUGUUCUGUUGGCGCGGUCGGAGUCCGCGCCUUUGGGGGGGGUACUGUCACGCCCUGGCUCUAGGGACUCUUUUAUGUUGAGCCAGGGUGUGUAGAGUCUAUGUUUUGUGCUCUUUGUUUUCCAUUCUAGGUCUUGUAUUUCUAUGUUGGCCAGAGUGGUUCCCAAUCAGAGGCAACGAGUGUCAGCUGUUGCUGGUUGUCUCUGAUUGGGAACCAUAUUUAAACAGUCUGUUUUCCCUCAGUGUUUGUGGGAUCUUGUUCCGUGUUACUAGUAGGUUUUGUUUGAGCUAAGGACGUCACGUUAUCGUUUUGUGGUUUUUGUUCGUGUUAUCCUUCAGAUUUAAUAAAUAUGUUUGCAUUCAACGCUGCGCAUUGGUCCUCUGUUCCCGACGAUCGUGACAGAUAGGUCCAUGUUGUACUUUGUACAAUGUUUCUCUAACCUACCCCACCCCUUUACCAUCACAGUUCAGCUGAUAGCAGUGUGACUAAUGGUGUGGUCUGAUGGUGUUUGCCUUCAGGAGGCUGUGCAUGUUUCCAGCAUUGCUACUGAUGAAAGUCGACAGCUAGGUCAGGGUUGAACAGAGAGCAGCACAGAGGAGAACAACUCUGGGCCCUAGUUAAUUAGGGCCCAGAGUUUCUCCUGGUCUGGUUAUGUGGUCUGGAAAUAUUCAAGGCCCUGCUGAUGACACAACACAUCUGUGCCAGUCGUAUGGGGGCCGUGCCACUCUGCCACAGCCAGCUGUGCGCUCCAGUCUGCAAUGUGGCAUCAGUCUGUGCUGAAGCUAGGCCCACUUAACGAGCCACCCAGCGCUAACGAGAGCAGUGCUCUGGAGUGUCCAGGACAUAUUGCACAUGACAUUAAUAAUUAUCCCAGCCCAUUAACUUCAGAGGCCUUUACAGAUAGGCCAUGAACAGAGGAUUAGUAUGUAAGGACGCACAGUGGGAGAGGAGGAGAGGAGGAUGUUCAAAGUGACCCCAUCCCCUCUAGCUUCCCUUUAUCUAUUGAUUUAGCAGGCAUGUUGAAGGCAGCUGAAAUUGACAUAACUCUACCCUUGUUGUCAGGGUUUCAGUCAGUAAUGCCAGUUCAGUAUUCAUCAGUACAGUGGAUCACUUUGAAUAAAUAAAACAGUAAGCAGAUGAUGUCACUAUGACCUACAUCCGAUACUAAAGGUCAGCAUCAAACAUGGAGAGUGACUAUUGUGACAUCACGGUUGAACUCGCUGUCUGUAGAUGUUAUCUUCAGAGGAAUUUAAAAUAUAGGUAACUAUAGGUAACGCUCCCAUAUUGUGCACACAUUCUUGGUUUGGUAGUCAUUUGGAAGUGAAACCUGGGUAGCAGGAUACAAAAACACUGUGUGCCACAAAGAGAUGGAGAGGACACAGAAAGAAAACAGGCAUGACAAGACAGUUAAUCGAAGGAGGGAGGAAACGUCUUACAUUUAAGACUGAGAUAUUAUGCUUCAGAAAAGGACAAUGACGAAAGUGGUGAUCUACCAUGAAAUGAAAAAGGGCAUGUCCUGUAACCCGACACUCCGUGGGAGACAGGCCUAUCAGUGACUCUGACCUGGAUGUGGUGUAAUGCAGCUGCUCCAUGUGAACUGCCUGGUGCUAGACUGGACGUUUACAUGCCUGCAGUAUAAGCCCCCCACUGCCACAAUGGGCUCGAGUCAAAGGAUGGUGUUUUCAAAUUUAAGGCAAUUCAAUCAAAUGGGUUACAUGAACAAAUCUUUGAACUUCUACAGGACAUGUACUGUAUAGUAACUUCCACAUACGUGUCCUAAGGAAAGGAAAUGAAGCUCAGGGCACAAAGCAGUAUUACAGAGGUAUAUAGCACAGUGGGGUCUUUCAUUAUGCAAGCAAUUUUGAUACACAGCCAAGCUUAGGUAACAUUGUCAAUUCAAGUAGUGAAUAGUACACUCUUGGAACAAAAGGUGCUAUCUAGAACCUAAAAUGAUUAUUCGGCUGUCACCAUAGGCAUGUCCCCUGUAGCUCAGUUGGUAGAGCAUGGCACAUGCAACGCCAGGGUUGUGGGUUCGUUUCCCACGGGGGGGCCAGUAUGAAAAUGUAUGCACUCACUAACUGUAAGUCGCUCUGGAUAAGAGAGUCUGCUAAAUGACUAAAAUGUAAAAUGUUACCAUAGGAGAACCCUUUGAAGAACUAUUUUUGGUUCCAGGUAAAACCCCUUUGGAUUCCAUGUAAAACCCUUUCCACAGAGGGUUCUACAUGGAACCCAAAAGAGUUCUACCUGGAACCAAGAAGGGUUCUCCUAUGGGGACAGCCGAAGAACCCUUUUGGAACCCUUUUUUCUAAGAGUGUAGAAGCAAAUAUUGCCCAUUGCUUUGUGAUUGAGUUCUUCAGACUAGGCCUCUCUCAUCUGGUUUUCCAUGAAUACAUAACACUGUCAGUUCAGUGAGGGUCAAGUUCCUUUGGCAGGACAUUAAAACUGUUUGCACAGCCCCUUAUCUGACUGGAUAGAAGAACAAAAAAUCUGUUUCUGUUGCAGCUUCAGCUUCAAAGAAUCCAGGACAAAACUGGAAUAAAUGCUCCCUCUGCAAACAUGCUGAAACACAGAUAUUGUAAUAUUUAAUAUGUAAUAGUGGCUGACAUAUUGAGUUCUUUCAGAGGGUGUGUACAGUACUGGCCAUAAAACAUAAUGACGGCCAUUCUUCUCUCCCAUCUGUUGGAAUUCACAUUGCCUAUUUGGAGCCCCUCAUAAUUUCUCGUCAGCCUGCUCUCUCUCUCUGUGGAUUAUCUGGUGUGGAAAUGUGAAGCAACGUCCAGCUCAGGAGGCCAUGAAACAACAGUGGCGUCAUUGUUCCCCAUCUCUUAUCUCUGCUGGACGCGAAGGACUCCUUCUCUCUCUGGCUGGAUGGGCUGCAGAGUAGAGGUCUUGGCUGAAGUUCCUCUGAGCUAAUAUUUAUUUAGUAGGGAAGCUCCUCUUUUCUCUUCUUAGAAACAAUCGUUUUUUAGUUGUUGUCCGAAAUAUAUAUCAAUUACCAUCCAGUGUUGUUGAAGUCUGUCAUUAAGUGCUUAAGGAGUGUCCAGAAACUAGGCUUCUCCUAGCUCUUUCCCCACAAAGCAUUGUGGUAGUCCAAACCAUUCUUAAACAUUGUUUUUAAAUAUGGGUUAUGACUAAGAUGUGGUCUAGAAAUGACAAUAAUGACUAUUCCCAGUGAUCAAAACUACAGUACACUAUGUUCAACAAAGAUGGUAGUCUGUCAUCAACAGUUUGAUAAGAACAGGUACAUGAUCCAUGCAUUUAAACUCUACACUUAGCCCAUAUCAUUAUCUGAAAGAGGGGAAUGCAUUGUGUACAUUGAAGCAUAUAAUUUGCAAACUAAAUAUGUGGCUAAAAAAAAACAAAAAAAACAUGAAUUCCAAGCAUUCAGUAAUAAUCAGGUUACUGUUUGUGAAAUAUCUCCAGACAUUGUGAGCACACAGUUAAUUCGUUUCUGUUUGUCUUCUCAGCAAGAGGAGAAGGUUGUCAACGGAACAUGGAAGAAGAAGAACAGACUCAUCCAGAGAGAGAGGCCAGCUGGCAGUGAGUCACCUGUACAGGUAAACGACCACAACCACAACAUAAAAAGCUAUCACCUUAGAGGCUUUUGAAAGGGAAAGUUACAGAAUGUUAUGAUGAGACAGGGAAGUAACUUCCUGAAUUAGUGGUCAACCCUGCUAUCGGCAUGUGAAACACAAAUAUGCAAGCUAUGCACUGUAUACAUUUAGAACAUUUUGUUCUAUCCUUGAUAUAACCUAUCCUCAGAUAAUUCCAAGUAUUGAUUUCUGUGUAUGUUAAACAUAUGUUGUCAAUGUGGAGUAUUGGGUACAACCCUCUGCCUCUGGUUGAACAGAGGUCACAUGGACCUGUGUGCACAACCUGGUCUCAGAGCAUUUGGUAUUAUUCUGUACGCAAAUCCGGGACACUCCAUUUAGUAUGAUGUCGGCCGCGACCGGGAGACAUGGGGCGGCGCACAAUUGGCCCAGCGUCGUCCAAGGUAGGGGAGGGUUUGGCCGGCAGGGAUGGCGUUUGCAAUGCCAGGGUUGUGGGUUCGAUUCCCAUGGGGGACCGGUAUGAAAAAAAUAAUGUAUGCACUCACUAACUGUAAGUCGCUCUGGAUAAGAGCGUCUGCUAAAUGACUAAAAUGUAAAUGUAAAUAUGUUAUGUUUCGUAUGGUAUGUAUUAAUUUGGGGAUAUCCAUCACCCAUUUCAUAUGAUAUGUUACGAAUUACAAUUCGUAUUAUAUGUUACGAAUUUGCUAAAUGUACAAUAUGUUACGAAUUUUCUAAAGCUACAAUAUGUUACGAAUUUGUUAAAUCAAAUCAAAAUCAAAUCAAACUUUAUUUGUCACAUGCGCCGAAUACAACAGGUGCAGACCUUAACGUGAAAUGCUUACUUACAAGCCCUUAACCAACAAUGCAGUUCAAGAAAGAGUUAAGAAAAUAUUUACCACAGGAACUAAAGUAAAAAAUAAUAAAAAGUAACACAAUAAAAUAAUAAUAACGAGGAUAUAUACAGGGGGUACCGGUACCGAGUCAAUGUGCGGGGGUACAGGUUAGUUGAGGUAAUUUGUACAUGUAGGUAGGGUUAAAGUGACUAUACAUAGAUAAUGGACAGCGGGUAGCAGCAGUGUAAAAACAAAUGUAAAUAGUCCGGGUGGCCAUUUGAUUAAUUGUUCAGCAGUCAUAUGGCUUGGGGGUAGAAGCUGUUAAGGAGCCUUUUGGUCCUAGACUUGGCGCUCCGGUACCAUUUGCCGUGCGGUAGCAGAGAGAACAGUCUAUGACUUGGGUGACUGUAGUCUUUGACAAUUUUUUGGGCUUUCCUCUGACACCGCCUACUAUAUAGGUCCUGGAUUGUAGGAAGCUUGGCUCCAGUGAUGUACUGGGCCAUACGCGCUACCCUCUGUAGCGCCUUAUGGUCAGAUGCCGAGCAGUUGCCAUACCAGAUGGUGAUGCAACCAGUCAAGAUGCUCUCGAUGGUGCAGCUGUAAAACUUUUUGAGGAUCUGGGGACCCAUGCCAAAUCUUUUCAGUCUCCUGCGGGGGUAAAGGUGUUGUCGUGCCCUCUUCAUGACUGUCUUGGUGUGUUUGGACCAUGAUAGUUUGUUGGUGAUGUGAACACCAAGGAACUUGAAACUUUCGACCCGCUCCACUACAGCCCCAUCGAUGUUAAUGGGGGCCUGUUCGGCCCGCCUUUUCCUGUAGUCCACGAUCAGCUCCUUUGUCUUGCUCACAUUGAGGGAGAGGUUGUUGUCCUGGUACCACUCUGCCAGGACUCUGACCUCCUCCCUAUAGGCUGUCUCAUCAUUGUCGGUGAUCAGGCCUACCACUGCUGUGUCGUCAGCAAACUUAAUGAUGGUGUUGGAGUCGUGUUUGGCCACGCAGUCGUAGGUGAACAGGGAGUACAGGAGGGGACUGAGCACGCAGCCCUGAGGGGCCCCAGUGUCGAGGAUCAGCGUGGCAGACGUGUUGUUGCCUACCCUUACCACCUGGGGGCGGCCCGUCAGGAAGACCAGGAUCCAGUUGCAGAGGGAGGUGUUUAGUCCCAGGGUCCUUAGCUUAGUGUUGAGCUUUGUGGGCACUAUGGUGUUGAACGCUGAGCUGUAGUCAAUGAACAGCAUUCUCACAUAGGUGUUCAUUUUGUCCAGGUGGGAAAGGGCAGUGUGCAGUGCGGUUGAGAUUGCGUCAUCUGUGGAUCUGUUGGGGCAGUAUGCGAAUUGGAGUGGGUCUAGGGUAUCCGGGAUGAUGCUGUUGAUGUGAGCCAUGACCAGCCUUUCAAAGCACGUCAUGGCUACCGACGUGAGUGCUACGGGGCGGUAAUCAUUUAGGCAGGUUACCUUCGCUUCAUUGGGCACAGGGACUAUGGUGGUCUGCUUGAAACAUGUAGGUAUUACAGACUCGGUCAGGGAGAGGUUGAAAAUGUCAGUGAAGACACUUGCCAGUUGGUCCGCGCAUGCUUUGAGCACACGUCCUGGUAAUCCGUCUGGCCCCGCGGCUUUGUGAAUGUUGACCUGUUUAAAUGUAUGAUAUGUUACGAAUUCUAGCUAGGUGGCUAACGUUACCUAACUAGCUAGUGUUAGCUAGGCUGGGGUUAGGGUUAGGGUUCAAUUUAGGAGUUAGGUUUAAGGGUUAAGGUUAUGGGAAGGGUUAGCUGAAAGGGUUAAGGUUAUGGUUGGUGGAAGGGUUAGUUAAAAGGGCUAGGGGAAGGGUUAGCUAACAUGCUAAGUAGUUGCAAAGUAGCUAUAAAGUAGUAAGUAGUUGAAAAGUUGCUAAAAUGCUAAAGUUGUCCGCAAUGAGAUUCGAACUCGCAACCUUUUGAUUGCUCAACGUUUGCGUUAUACGCCCACCCACAACACUUUUGCUUUUGCCUUAAGUAACCAUCUGUCUUAUGUAACCAUACCAAACGUAACAUAUCAUACUAAUUUGAGUGUCCCGGAUUUAUUGUCAAAGGCAAACAGAUUCACCUUCCAUGGUUUAUACUGGAGUCUGUGGCAUAGUAGUGCAGGCCAUUGUUUUUGGCUCCUCUAUUGUUGAAAAAUGUAGGGUAGAUAACAGACUCUACUCAAGUGUGGCUGUCUGAUCAUAACAAUGGAAACAUAUUACUUCUUCACACAGUAAGAUGACAAAUAUUUGCAUUCAAUGAUAAGAGAGGAUUUAUUGUGAGACUUUGAUAAGAUACUGUAUCUGUGUCACUCAGUGGAUUCCUCUCAUACUGUAUGAUACUGUAAGAUAACAUAAAGGUGCUAGAGCCACUUCCUGAUACUGCUGAGCAACAAAGGACCUGUGUCAGUGUGGACCUGUGCUCCUUGAGAGCCCUGUUGGAGAGAAACAAUAGCAGGGAGACAGCAGGAGCUCAUGUACUGGGUUGCAGAAACAUAACACCCUCACUGCACCCUGUUUCCAUCCCUGCUUCCCAACCUCCAGAUUCAAGUGCUCAGCAGCAAUUCUCGAAAUACCUGAGCAUGCGCACAUAUGCAAACGCACAAACACACACAUAGGGGUGAACACACACACACCUACAGGCUGGUAGAAAGUGUGCCUAGAUAGAAACCUGACCGGGUUGAUCCUGUCUCCCUCAGCACCUCAGAGCCAAGGCCAAUGGGGAGCUAGAGACGUCGCUGCAGCGACAGGACAGGCCCAAGGUGUACGGUGUGUUGCAGAGGACAGACUCGGACAGACAGCAGGAAGUGAUGGCGUGCGAGUGGUCUGUCAAUCACCUGAGCGAUGAGAUGAGGUACAUCAGGGAGGUGAGUGGAGAUGGUGAAGAUAACGAUGAGGCUGAUCCAAGUUAAGGAGUGUAAACAGAGCAGUGGCCUACAGUACAGUACACCUGGACAGGCCUGCAGGGUAUCCAAGAGCUAACAUCAGGAUUCCAUAACAUGGACAACAUUAUGGAUUUGUUAAGCAAUUAAGAUGGAUUACCUCAAACGUGUGUUCAUCUCUGUGCUGCACAGGUAAGAGAUUCCCUGGAGAAUGUCAGAGAGCGGAUGUACGGCCAGUUUGGAGGAAUGCAACAGUCAAUGCAAAAACUAUCCCAAGACAUCAGAGUAAGACAAUACACCAAAGCACACAUGACUAAUAAGACAGCUAACAGCUGGAAAUCCUUUCUCUUUCAAUUUCUUGUAAACACAAAAUGGAUACAAAAUCUGAUAAUUUGGUGUGCCAUGUGUGUCUCUUCAGAUUGCCAAUUCCCAGAGGAAGACUCUGGAGAAAGAGGUGAGGGUUCGGACUGCAGCCAUGGACAGCUUCGACCAGAUGAACAGUUCCCUCAUAUCUACCAACAUCGACCUGCAGGUACAGGAUCAACGACACUGUCAAACAGGCCUGUCACUGUCUCGUCAAGGCCAUCCCACUGGGCACAGACGUCAGUUUAGAUUUACAUUUGGUUGAGUUGUCAACUAAUGUGAAUUAAAUGUGAAAUCAACCAAAAAUGUCACCCUGUCAUUGGAUUUAGGUUAAAAGAUGGGUGAAAAAAAUACGAAAUUCCCUUACUUUCAUGGCUUUUUGCAAAUCCAAUCAGUUUUCCACGUUGAUUCAAUGUCAUCACAUAGAAUUUUUGGGUUAAAAUUACAUGGAAACAACAUUGGUUGAACCAGUUUUUGCUCAGUGGGAUGUCUCAUAACCCUCCACGGAAUGUCUUAAUCUUCUCAAACAGAGAUGUGCAGCACUAUACUUCCUUCUUCUACUGAUGUGUGCAGAGUGAAGGAUAUCCUGUCUGGUUUAUUAUAUAUGUUUGUUUUAUAAAGUAGCUCUAAGCUGUUAAUCUUAGUUUCAGUGUAUGAGUCAAUCUUUGCUGCAAGCAAUAAUGUCCACGGGUUGGUUUGAGGAAUUCAAGUACUAGUUUCCUUUGCAGAAAUCUCUACUAGAGAGCUGUCACAAUCGCGUGGACUCACGGGAUGAGAUGAAGAGUCUGAGAAGCUCCUUUCAGCAGGCCGAGGAGAGGCUGAAGGAGAGGGAGAGGCAGCUGGAACUUGCCCAGGCUGAGAACUGCACACUCAAACUACAGGUAGAGUACUACUGUAAACACAGUACACCAGCACCACACAGUGGAUGGCACAGGCCUGGUAAGCGUUUGCUUUUUGUUUAUGGGGCACAGUUUACUCUGGUCAUUAGUGAUCAUGGGAUACAUCAUCCUCACCCUGAAUGAGUGCCAUGAAGUAGCAACUGUCAUCACAAUUGUUAAAAGGUUAUAAAAACAAUUCCAAUAAAUGCAAAAGUUGUACAAUGGAUGAAGAUACUUCGAACUUGAUUUUUUAAAAUCAAUCAGAUGGAUGGACAAAUAAUGAAUGAAUGGAGUUCAGGGAUUUUGGUGGGUUCAGGUAUUAAAUUUGUCAAAUUUCCCUUUUGUUUUCUUAGAAUGCAGUUAUAUAUAUAUAUAUAUAUACAUUUUCUAAUGGUAUCAGGUAUUGUGACUCAUUUAUGUAAAUACACUGGGUGUAUUUGCAUAUAUGAAAACAUUUACUUAUAUCAUGGCAUUGUUGAAUACUCGUUUCUGAUUGGCUUGAAGGGCAUUCUAAAGCGUGCAUUAUUUCCCUAUAACGCAUGGUAUAUCAGCGUGGUAGAAUUGGCUAUAGUUCAUUCUUACAUGUUCUAUGUUUGAGCUGGUUUUGAAAGCAAAAGUCGAAUUUAAAACAUUAUUGGCAUUGUUGAAUUCGAUUUUCAUAAUAGCAAGCUUGCACUGAUGGUUUGGUUAGCUAAACCAAAUAUUUGUUAUAAUUAUAUGCCAUUUAGCAGACGCUUUUAUCCAAAGUGACUUACAGUCAUGCGUGCAUACAUUUUUUUGUGUAUGGGUGGUUCCGGGGUUCGAACCCACUACCUUGGCGUUACAAGCGCCGUGCUCUACCAGCUGAGCUACAGAGGACCACUUAUCUCAUUGUUCUAUCUGUGGCUAAACUAGCAAGUCGGUUUGUUUGAUUACCAAGGCAACUACUGUAGCGAUCUAGUAAAUGGGGCGGCAGGUAGCUUAGUGGUUAAGAGCGUUGUGCCAGUAACCGAAAGGUCGCUUGUUCUAAUCCCCAAGCCUACUAGGUGAAAAAUCUGUCGAUGUGCCCUUGAGCAAGGCACUUAACCCUAAUUGCUCCUGUAAGUUGCUCUGGAUAAGAGCGUCUGCUAAAUGACUAAAAUGUAAUGUAAUGUAAAUGUGCUAGAUACUGUGGAUGUUGAACACCUUUCUACCUGCAAAUGUGUUAAAUUAUAGCCAUGGUAUACAGUCGUGGUCAAAAGUUGAGAAUGACACAAGUGUUGGUAUUCACAAAGUUCGCUGCUUCAGUGUUAUGAGAUAUUUUUGUCAGAUGUUACUAUGGUAUACUGAAGUAUAAUUACAAGCAUUCCAUAAGUGUCAAAGGCUUUUACUGACAAUUACAUUAAGUUUAUGCAAAGAGUCAAUAUUGCAGUGUUGACCCUUCUUUUUCAAGACCUCUGCAAUCCGCCCUGGCAUGCUGUCAAUUAACUUCUGGGCCACAUCCUGACUGAUGGCAGCCCAUUCUUGCAUAAUCAAUGCUUGGAGUUUGUCAGAAUUUGUGGGUUUUUGUCUGUCCACCCGCCUCUUGAGGAUCGACCACAAGUUCUCAAUGGGAUUAAGGUCUGGAGAGUUUACUGGCCAUGGACCCAAAAUGUCGAUGUUUUGUUCCCCGUGCCACUUAGUUAUCACUUUUGCCUUAUGGCAAGGUGCUCCAUCAUGCUGGAAAAGGCAUUGGUCGUCACCAAACUGUUAUUGGAUGGUUGGGAGAAGUUGCUCUCUGAGGAUGUGUUGGUACCAUUCUUUAUUCAUGGCUGUGUUCUUAGGCAAAAUUGUGAGUGAGCCCACUCCCUUGGCUGAGAAGCAACCCCACACAUGAAUGGUCUCAGGAUGCUUUACUGUUGGCAUGACACAGGACUGAUGGUAGUGCUCACCUUGUCUUCUCCGGACAAGGUGUUUUCCGGAUGCCCCAAACAAUCGAAGGGGGAUUCAUCAGAGAAAAUGACUUUACUCCAGUCCUCAGCAGUCCAAUCCCUGUACCUUUUGCAGAAUAUCAGUCUGUCCCUGAUGUUUUUACUGGAGAGAAGUGGUUUCUUUGCUGCCCUUCUUGACACCAGGCCAUCCUCCAAAAGUCUUCGCCUCACUGUGCGUGCAGAUGCACUCACACCUGCCUGCUGCCAUUCCUGAGCAAGCUCUGCACUGGUGGUGCCCCGAUCCCGCAGCUGAAUCAACUUUAGGAGACGGUCCUGGCGCUUGCUGGACUUUCUUGGGCGCCCUGACGCCUUCUUCACAACAAUUGAACCUCUCUCCUUGAAGUUCUUGAUGAUCCAAUAAAUGGUUGAUUUAGGUGCAAUCUUACUAGCAGCAAUAUCCUUGCCUGUGAAGCCCUUUUUGUGCAAAGCAAUGAUGACGGCACGUGUUUCCUUGCAGGUAACCAUGGUUAACAGAGGAAGAACAAUGAUUUCAAGCACCACCCUCCUUUUAAAGCUUCCAGUCUGUUAUUCUAACUCAAUCAGCAUGACAGAGUGAUCUCCAGCCUUGUCCUCGUCAACACUCACCUGUGUUAAGAGAGAAUUACUGACAUGAUGUCAGCUGGUCCUUUUGUGGCAGGGCUGAAUGCAGUGGACAUGUUUUUGGGGGAUUAAGUUCAUUGUCAUGGCAAAGAGGGACUCAAAACUGAGGCAGCAGACUUUGUGAAAAUUAGUAUUUGUGUCAUUCUCAAAACUUUUGACCAUGACUGUAUGUCUAGGCCUCCCUGCAGUUACCUGCGCUGUCUAGACUGCCUAAUUAAUGACUAUUGUUGUCACAUUCUGUUGCAUAAUUCAACAAGUUAGUAGGAUAGCCUCGAAUAAAAAAUCAACUCGCGUUCCUCUAGAUUACACCUAUCUAUACAUACUUUACAUUGUUUGCGAUAUCCGAAAUAUCACUAUAAUCCGAGUGUUCAUUUUCGAAAGUUUCUUUCAUUUCUGCGCAUCUACCUGUAUUAAACGAUUACUUUUUUCAAUUCCACAAAAAAUGAACACCCAUCAAAAUAAAGUUAUUUCUUUUUCUUUUGAUAUAAAGUCCAGACGAUGCGUUAAAUCACAACAAAGUUUGAAAGGCGUUGCAUGGUCAUUCUGCCGUCUGCAUUGACCAUGCAGCAUUUAGGGUGAUACGGCCUCCGCAGCAGUCAGGGCAUUCAUACUUUUUGCGCUUCGCUGAGCAGCGCAGAGCUGUUGUAAAGGAAGUGAGUUUGUGUUUAUACAGGACCUCCCGCCCUCGCCUACCGUCAACCAAUCACGUCAAUGUGGAGCUAUAUACUGUGUUUACAAACAUUGCAGCAAGAGGGCAUUCUUAUAGAAUGCCAACAAAAAAAGCCUCUAUUUAUAUGUUGCUAAUGAGUGCAUUUCACACUACUUCUGGAUUAUAAUUGGAUUUUAAGUCUUGUAUGAAUGUCCUGCUUAAUAUAAUGUUUGUGUCAUCAUCGCAAAUCAACUGCAUUAUACUUAAAAACACUUCAACCAGUAAAAUGGCUCUUUGACUAGCUUUUGCUACAGCCUAUAUCAACGAGCGUUAGCAUUCUAGCUAACAACUGCUGCAUCCAAAAUAGUUAUUUUGCAAAGAUCAAAACCAAAUAUAAUCAUAGUGACUGUUCAAGCAAGAAUUAAAACAUCAUUGUAAUUGUAUGAGAACCCCCAAAAGUUAUUUUGUUUAGAAGUAAUAAACACCUAAAUCUAGGCUAUGUUGAAUGGGCGCAGAUGAUGAUGGCUUUCUUAUCGCCGCCAAGAGUCGUGAGACGUCCGUGUGUCGUGUACUGGAAAAGGGUCUAUAAGGAGCCCUCCGCAUUGUUCCAAAAUUUGAGACGCUUAUGGCGAUACCGUACUGAGCUCAAUUUGGGCUCUGCUUGCCUUCGUGCUUUCGGAGGCUUCACAAUUGCGUCACACCAUCCAUACCGCGCUUCUGACCACAUUUUCGGAUCAAGCUUACAUUGGCUCUUAGAUGCAACGGAAAGACAAUGCACUGAGCCUAUUUCAGCCAUUACCGGGGGUGUUUGACAGGUCAUUACAAACAUUUCCGCGGUCCUAACGUUAACGGGGGAAACGACAGGCACAAGCAAGAGUAUGAAAGUGUCUCAGCAGUAAAAUGAAAGCAAUCAAUCCAGCGAGAUUUAAGUGACAAGUGGAUUUUGCAUCCCUCAAACACAGGAAAUUGAUGGCUGAAAAAGACAAAUCCUCAGGUGGGUGGGGCAUGCGCGUUGCUACAUGUAGCCCUCUACAGCUGGCGUCUCUCAGCAUUCUCUAGUCGGACUCAUUCUCUGAUGGCCUCUGCCAUUAGCAACAUGACUGUUUCAGCACCUACUUGUUGGUUUUAGGAACCUCACUAUCAAGAUCUCUCAAUCUGUGUCUCAGAUCCAAAGCUAAGCAUACUUAGUUAUUGUACAGUAUGUUGGAGGGGUCAUAGGGUACGGUACGUUGGAGAGACUUUCUUGUCCAAGAUCUACUGUAUAUCUUGUAAUGUAAAUGUUAACUUUUCUAAGCAACUUUGAGAUUAACCUCAGGUGAUGUGUCUGAGUUUAUCAUUAUAUCAGGGAUGGGCAACUGGCAGCCCGCCCCCUUUUGAAGGCCCUCGAUCAAUGCCCCCCCCCCCCCUUUUGAAGGCCCUCGAUUUAAAAAAUAAAAAAAUCAGGAACUCAAUCAGGGUCGCAAUUACUGUUGCAAGUUAGAAUAGUAGAAUACACAAGGUGCAAUUUCAAAAUGUGGUUGUGCAUCAUCAGUUCUUUUUUAAAUGUUAGUCACUGAUAGUCACUCAAUUAGCCCAUGUCAGCUAAACAUUUUUAGAUGGGAAAGUUAGUCUAGUGGCCAGCUAUCUAAAUUUAGUAAUCAUGUUCGGAUUACCGACCGGGGGGCCCCCAUUGAUUUUGUUAGUCAGUCUCACUCAAUUAUCAUAUUAAACCAUAUGCAAACAUUUCUCUUCACCCUAUGGAAAAAUGUGUAUAAUAUCAUGAAAUUAGUUGUAAAAUUGCUCAAUCUUCUCUCCGCCCCAUGGCAAAAUGUAGCAAACUUGCUUUUAAAACUGCAACAUUUUCUCUACGCCCCAUUGCAAAAUGUGUAGAAUUGCAUGAAAUUAACUCUAAAACGUAAAAAUGUUUCUCCACUGUCAAGAGGGGGGGGGCUGCUAAAAUGUUUUGCUUGCAAUGUGGUGGGAGGGGGUGUACACAAGUGGGUACGCAGACCAACGAGUAACUGCGGCCCCUUAUGAUGAGUUCAGAUUUUUUGUGGCCACACCCCCAUCAAAGUUGCCCAUCCCUGCAUUAUAUGAUUGAGAUCUCUCUGUGGCUUACUCCCUUCAAUUCAUAUUCCUCUCUACUUCAGUCUCAGAAUUCUCUGCUUGAUUUCACACACUUCACGCUCUGGUUAUUUCAUUCAACGUUCGAUGUGACUCCCCUGAUCCUUUGACUGAUUGGCCUUCUCUGACCUGCAUUGUCCGCUCUGACCGCUGAACACUCAACUUCAAUUCUAUGUGAUGAUGAAUGACAGGUCAUUGACAGACAGUUCAAGCUCAAAGAACCAGUCCUCCAGAUUUUAAGUCUUAACAUUCAUGCCGGACUCACUGUAGAAAAAUAUAGAAUCAAUAGACAUUUCUACAUUAGUUAUCUUUAGCAAGUCUUUGAAUCGUCAUGUUGUUGUAUGAAAUUGACUGAUAGAUGUGUGCUUGUGUUGUCCAGGUGGAGUCGUCUCAGGAGGCCAACAGCCAUGAAGUGCAGGAGCUGACAGCGAGGCUACAGAGACAGUAUGAGGAGAGACUUCAGGAAGAGCAGAGGAAACACAGAGAGGAGAUAGAGAAGCUACAGGUACUGCUGAGUCUCCUUCUGAUAUCACUUCGCCCAAGCCCAUGCCUGAAGAGAAAGGGCGGUGAUCGAUGAAUCAUGUGAAAACCAAGGCCAGUGAUGUUUUCACCAUCUUACAUAUUAAUGAAAUGUUUAUAUGUAAACCACAGGAGGCUGCUGAGCGGAGAACACUCAUAAUAAUGUCUGGAAUUCAGCAAAUGGAAGGGAAACCAUGUGUUUGAUACCAUUCCACUGAUUCCGCUCCAGCCAUUACAAUGAGCUCGUUCUCCCCAAUUAAGGUGCCACCAACCUCCUGUGAUGUAAACUGAAUAAAAGGUUCCAGUUUCACUCUGGUCAUACAAGUGGUAUGAGUCUCCCUCUAGUGGUACAAGUAACCCACUAUGGUAGUGUCAAAUGUAGAGGAGCCUAACUUCCAAGUGUUGAUAUGAUAAUGAGCCCAGAUGAAAUUGCAUGUUCUCUGCCUUAAAGCUUUUAAUAUACUUUGUUUACCAUUCAUGUUUUUCAACUAGGCCCAAAUUGACAAGUAUAUUAGGCGAUUAGAGGAGGCAGAGAAGAAUGCUAAGAUUGCAGAGGCCAAGAUCGCUGAAAGGGACCAGAGGAUCAGUGAGGUGGAGCGCCUGCUGGACUGUAUGGGACAGGUAAGACCCAGAAUAAUGCAUGCAAUAUUAUGCAAUAAUACAAUAAUGCAUGCAACAUUAUCUUUAUAUCUAUAGCAUUUAGGUGUAAUAUGUCAAGUCCUUUGUGCAGGAAUACUAUAAUAAUAUGUAUUUUUUGAAGGAAAAGGGCCAUCUUCAGAAGAAACUGCAGGAAUGUGAACAGCGUCUACACUUGAUGGAGGUGACAUACAAAACAGAUGCAACUGUAGCAAAGAGGUACAAAUGCCAAAACAAAAAUAACAUUUGAUAUGUUCCACCCCAUUGAAAUGAUAUACUGAAGUGAUAACACUAUAAUUCAUUAUUACAGUUCUCAAAAGUUGGUAGAGGAGGCAGGGGAGCUCCGUGAGAGAAUCAAACACCUGAAUGACAUGGUGUUCUGUCAGCAGAGGAAGGUCAAAGGCAUGAUAGAGGAGGUGAAUGACUAAGAAAUGUAUCUCUCUCUCUCUCUCUCUCUGUCAAUGGAAACAUGAGUACACUGACAUAUGAAUGUUAUACUGAUAUGCAAAGUUUGUUUCUUUUUUUCGUCUUGAAAAUGUAAAGGUUGAAUCACUACGAGCUAAAGUGGCACAGAAGGACAUGUUCAUCUCAGAGCUUCUGGACAGAAUUGCUAUUGUGGAGUGUGAGGUAAGUGUGGACUGCCACCACACUUUGUACUGUCCACUUCCUGAAUCAUUAUGAAUGUAUGGUGUGGUUUUGAAAACGUAAACUUUAUGGGUGCAUUCAUGUCCAGCGUUCUCCUACUUUUCGGAUCGUCAAUCUGUGGGUUGUGCUUUGACAUUACUGUACCUCUAAAUUCAGUGUUGCACCUUUUGUGACAUCAUCUGUCUCUGUCUGGUCCACUUGGAUUACAUUACAUCCACCUCAUUUGCAUGGAUCUGACUUUGUUCCUUCCUCUUUUCGUCUUCCUAGAAUAAUGAGUUAGAAGACAAGCUGAAGUAUUUUAUGUCUGUACAGAGUGCGCCAAGGGAAGUUGUGCAAACCAGAGAGAUAGGAGUGGGCUGUGAUCUGCUGCCCAGGUAUGAACCACUGGUUCUACUGUACAUGUGGCAUCAUUUCCUCUAGUUGGGUUUCUCUUUUAAGUUUCUCAUUCUGUUUUCUCAUUUUACUUUCACAGACCUGAAAUACAAAAGUAUGAGGUUGAAACUGAUGUCCAACCUCCACCAGCACAAUACCAACCCAGACAAACCCCAAUUCAUCCCUCUUCUACAGAAUACCUUGGACAGUCUAGGACAUUCAGAUCAGGUCCACCGCCACCCAGCAGACUGGAGUCUAGUUUACUGAGGUACACUCCUCUUGAGUACAGUAGGUAUCUAUCAACCAACUCCUCAAGAUCCUUUGGAACGCUAACCAGUCCAACACUGUCUACGUCUGGCCCUCUAAGCCCUGAUCAGUCCAGUACAGAAGAGUCUGCCUCAGUUCAAACCACAGAUACAGCCUCAAGUCCAGAGGGGGACAUUUCAGCCCCAUCCUGUUCUCGAGCAAGAUCAAGCCCAUCCAAAAUCUACACACCUUUCAUGAAACUUAUGGAGAUAACAGCAAAGAUUAACAUUGAGUAAUCACGUGAAGAAAUACUUUUUAUGAAGGCUAUUCCGUAUGCUGUAUAAGGGACUAUGUUGCAUAUAGUGUAAAUAGUCUACUGUUCUGUAAAUAAUAUUUGAAAGUAUCCUUUUGAAGAAUUAUAUUUGGUUUUGUUUACAGUGAAUGUUCUUGUAUGGUUUAUGGAAUUCUGAAUUCACUAUCCUGUAUCAAGGUUUAUAUUUAUACUCUAUCUUUUUCUGACAUUUUUAGUUUGCUCUGUAUAAAUGAGAUGCAAUAUUAUUUUAUUAUUAGUCAAAUUAUGUACAAAAUAUGCUAAAUAUAUAUACUUUGUGCCUUUAUUAACAGCUUAAUCACUGAUACUCCCACAACGGUGGUGAUAAUCGGUUGUUUUUUAUCUAUUGGAUAUUAUUUAACUAUAUCUGACAACUGUAUUUCUAGUGACUGCCAUCCCUGAGCCACUGGUAUAAGUAAUUUGUCUACACUGCCAGGACUGUGUAUAAAGUGAGGGAAAAAAGUAUUUGACCCCCUGCUGAUUUUGUACAUGUGCCACUGACAAAGAAAUGAUCAGUCUAUAAUUUUAAUGGUAGGUUUAUUUGAACAGUGAGAGACAGAAUAACAACAACAAAAAUCCAGAAAAACACAUGUCAAAAAUGUUAUAAAUUGAUUUGCAUUUUAAUGAGGGAAAUAAGUAUUUGACCCCCUCUCAAUCAGAAAGAUUUCUGGCUCCCAGGAGUCUUUUAUACAGGUAACGAGCUGAAAUUAGGAGCACACUCUUAAAGGGAGUCCUCCUAAUCUCAGUUUGUUACCUGUAUAAAAGACACCUGUCCACAGAAGCGAUCAAUCAAUCAGAUUCCAAACUCUCCACUGUGGCCAAGACCAAAGAGCUCUCCAAGGAUGUCAGGGACAAGAUUGUAGACCUACACAAGGCUGGAAUGGGCUACAAGACCAUCGCUAAGCAGCUUGGUGAGAAGGUGACAACAGUUGGUGCGAUUAUUAUCAAAUGGAAGAAACACAAAAUAACUGUCAAUCUCCCUCGGCCUGGGGCUCCAUGCAAGAUCUCACCUCGUGGAGUUGCAAUGAUCAUGAGAACGGUGAGGAAUCAGCCCAGAACUACACGGGAGGAUCUUGUCAAUGAUCUCAAGGCAGCUGGGAUCAUAGUCACCAAGAAAACAAUUGAUAACACUCUACGCCGUGAAGGACUGAAAUCCUGCAGCGCCCGCAAGGUCCCCCUGCUCAAGAAAGCACAUAUACAGGGCCGUCUGAAGUUUGCCAAUGAACAUCUGAAUGAUUCAGAGGAGAACUGGGUGAAAGUGUUGUGGUCAGAUGAGACCAAAAUGGAUCUCUUUGGCAUCAACUCAACUCGCUGUGUUUGGAGGAGGAGGAAUGCUGCCUAUGACCCCAAGAACACCAUCCCCAUCGUCAAACAUGGAGGUGGAAACAUUAUGCUUUGGGGGUGUUUUUCUGCUAAGGGGACAGGACAACUUCACCGCAUCAAAGGGACGAUGGACGGGGCCAUGUACCGUCAAAUCUUGGGUGAGAACCUCCUUCCCUCAGCCAGGGCAUUGAAAAUGGGUCGUGGAUGGGUAUUCCAAUGACCCAAAACACACGGUCAAUGCAACAAAGGAGUGGCUCAAGAAGAAGCACAUUAAGGUCCUGGAGUGGCCUAGCCAGUCUCCAGACCUUAAUCCCAUAGAAAAUCUGUGGAGGGAGCUGAAGGUUCGAGUUGCCAAACACCAGCCUCGAAACCUUAAUGACUUGGAGGAGAUCUGCAAAGAGGAGUAGAACAAAAUCCCUCCUGAGAUGUGUGCAAACCUAGUGGCCAACUACAAGAAAUGUUUGACCUCUGUGAUUGCCAACAAGGGUUUUGCCACCAAGUACUAAGUCAUGUUUUGCAGAGGGGUCAAAUACUUAUUUCCCUAAUUAAAAUGCAAAUCAAUUUAUAACAUUUUUGACAUGCGUUUUUCUGUAUUUCUUUGUUGUUAUUCUGUCUCUCACUGUUCAAAUAAACCUACCACUAAAAUUAUAGACUGAUCAUGUCUUUGUCAGUGGGCAAAAGUACAAAAUCAGCAGGGGAUCAAAUACUUUUUUCCCUCACUGUAUGAGAAGUUAUGAUAAGCAAUAGCUUCAUGAUGUGCCUUUCUUGAAUGAUACACAUCCAGUGCAUACUAAUGAAAUCAGUGUUUUGAAAAUGUGCCAUUGUGCAAUUGUGGUGUUUUUAUAAUCAUUCAUGAAAAUGGUCAAGGUCCAUUGGCUGAAAUUGUCCAUUUUGUGAAGCUUUCAGGGAGGUUAUAUGUAGCAUCUAAUGGUUUAUAUAUACGCUAGAUGACUAAAGGGGCACUGUGUUGAAGCCACCAUGACUCCAUCUUGGCACUCCACCACCGUUUAAGAAAAUGAUUUAUAUACAUAAUUGGUCGCAUCAGUGUAAUCUUUACUUCUCAACGCUAGGUGGCGCCAUCCGAUCAAUGAUCUACGUUUCAUCUCCAUUUCCAUGCCAUAUGAUAUUAAGCAGCUUUGAAAGUAUUUUACAGCAAGGUAAGCAAAUACAUAAAUGUUGGUAAAUAACAUGUAGUUGAUGCCAUACUACUAGGUCUAAAAGAAUAUUCAAACACUCAAACGGCUUGUGUGGAGGAGUAGCUUACUAUAGAUUCCUGAAACGUAACAAACUUCUAUGGUAUGAUCAUUGUCGGUACUUGUCUGUCCUGCUGAGUUUUGAUGUAGUCUUUGCCCGACAAGGUCAAGUUAGGAAGUGUAAUAUGAUUAGAUAGGGUUAAAUAGUGGAAUGGGGUGGUGUGUUUUUUUUUAUAGAGAGGGCUAACAGUUGGCAGGGAAAUUUUCCAUUUCCUUUUUCCCAAUUCUGAAUUACCGUAUCAAUAAUUUACUGUAGGUAGGCAGCGAAUGGCCUCACACACCAGUACAGUAGGUGGCGGUGUAUGCACAUAAAAGUUGGAUGCGAUCCGCCAACCAAAUCCUAAAGAAGAAGAAGAAGAAGAAGAAGAAGAAGAAGCAGACGAUCGAAGGUUACGUACUUCCGUACUACUUCCCGUUACAAUGACAGCGCGCGAGCUACGUAGCUACCAAAAUAAAAGUUAUAGCUAACAGACAGCUGUAGAUGAAAGUAUAUUUUAUUGAACAACAGAAUCCCGUUAAGUGUAACGUUAAUGGACUAACAAAGUAAUGUUUUCAUAGGGUAAUUUGAGCUAUUCGAUAAGCUUAUUUGGGCGGGUUUUAGACUAGUAGCUACUAGCAAGCUAACAAUGUCCUCAUCAUCGUGGGCAGCUCCAUCAGAACGCCAGGGGCAAGUGGGGGACCUCAAAACCAAGAGCAAAGAAGAACUUUGUGAAUUACUGUCACGCCAAGAUAAAUUAUUAUCUAACAAGUAAGUAACUUCAUAGCAUUCAUCUGACAGAAGCAAUCUCAAAUUAUUAACUAGCUGCUUCAACAACAUUACAUUCUUCUAGAAACUUCCAGCUGUUGGCUAGACAGGGGUGCCAGUUUUGGCGCGUGUGUAUGCUAUCCCCCUGAAUGUAGGCUAGCUAGCUAAUGUUACUUGAACUAUGGAAAUGCGUUUUACCCUGAACCUGACAUUCCUUUGUUUUUACGAUCACUGCCAACUACGUUUUCUUAAAGUUGAACUGAAAGCAGUAGUUAGUUAUUUGUUAGUCCUUGUUGACAGACUGAUUUUAGAUGUUGGUAUCAACAGGAGGUUUAUACAGACCCUUCCAGAUAAAGGGAAGAAGAUAUCAGACUUUGCAGAGAGAAUAUGCCUAGCUCUUGCCCAUAAUGAAGAAGAGGAGAGGAAGCAAGAUAUGCUGUCAUCUGUCAGGACAGAGCUGCAGUCUAAAUACCAGCAGGCUUUGACACAAAGACAACCCGGUAGCCAGAAUAAACCAGGAACUUCCCAACAUAGGAGACAAGCUGUGGACACAGCUCCUGGAAAUGUCCAAGAAUUGGACGCCUCACCUCUGUCACCUAAUGUUCAGGAGAGCAAAACAGUUGACACGCUGCAAGGACGCAAUGUGUCCAAAGUAUCUGCUGCUGAAACCAUGGAGAUGGCCCAGGCUGGUGGUGAUGCCGGGGCCUCUCUAGACUCUGACAGGACAAAAGAGAGCGACCUAGCAGAGGCCUUGCAGAGGGUCACUCUGUCUGACCACUCAACUGGCUUGAUUGGAUACCCUAAAGACACAUUCAACAGACCUGCUACUGGCAACCCCUUCCUUGGAAGGCAGCUACAGAAGACACCACACUACAUAGAGGUCCUGGAGAGGACUGAGAAGGACCUCGCUACGAAGAGACAGAAGUAUAAGCCUAAUCAGUAAGUCCACAUUGUAUGAAAGUAUAUAAGAAUACUGUAUAGUUCAUUGAUGCUGCGUUUAGUUAUGGAGAUGCACUAGUAUUCUCACCUACUAACUCUUCUAUUAAUUAUUCCUGUAAUGUUUGCAGGUUUGCCCACAACACAGACGGCUCCCCGUCAGGGUCUCAGUCGCCCAGCCAAUCCCCUGGAGGCUUAUUACAUUCACCGGUGCUCUCCGUUGAGGCCAGGAGGGAGAGAGACAGGAAGCACAUUGAUGAUAUCACUGCAGCCAGGCUCCCACUGCUCCGCUACAGCCCUGCCCAGCUGCUGACACUAGAGCAGUCAGCCAACCUGCUACGUGAGCAGACCAGGAAACACCAGGUGAGUGGCCCAUGGGUCAGUCUGACACAUCACACCACAGAGGAACAUUAAGAUCUGUCCAACAACACCAAAAUGCUCACUGCUCAAGGUAGCAAUUGCCCCUAAUUAUAGAUGUACGAUCAGAUUGCAUGAUGGGAUUAAAUGGGUUAUACAGUUGAAGUAGGAAGUUUACAUACACUUAGGUUGGAGUUAUUAAAACUUGUUUUUCAACCACUCCACAAAUACCUUGUUAACAAACUAUAGUUUUGGCAAGUCGGUAAGGCAUCUACUUUGUGCAUGACACUAGUAAAUUGUCCAACAAUUGUUUACAGACAGAUUAUUUCACUUAUAAUUCACUGUAUCACAAUUCCAGUGGGUCAGAAGUUUACAUACACUAAGUUGACUGUGCCUUUAAACAGCUUGGAAAAUUCCAGAAAAUGAUGUCAUGGCUUUAGAAGCUUCUGAUAGGCUAAUUGACAUCAUUUGAGUCAAUUGGAGGUGUACCUGUGGAUGUAUUUCAAGGCCUACCUUCAAACUCAGUGCCUCUUUGCUUGACAUUAUGGGACAAUCAAAAGAAAUCAGCCAAGACCUCAGAAUUGUUUUUGCAGACCUCCACAAGUCUGGUUCAUCCUUGUGAGCAACUUCCAAACGCCUGAAGGUACCAUGUUCACCUGUACAAACAAUAGGACGCAAGUAAAAACACCAUGGGACCACGCAGCUGUCAUACCGCUCAGGAAGGAGACGCGUUCUGUCUCCUAGAGAUGAACGUACAUUGGUGCGAAAAUUGCAAAUCAAUCCCAGAACAACAGCAAAGGACCUUGUGAAGAUGCUGGACGAAACAGGUACAAAGUAUCAAUAUCCACAGUAAAACAAGUCCUAUAUCGACAUAACCUCAAAGGCUGCUCAGCAAGGAAGAAGCCACUGCUCCAAAAACGCCAUAAAAAAGCCAGACUACGGUUUGCAACUGCACAUGGGGACAAAGAUCGUACUUUUUGGAGAAAUGUCCUCUGGUCUGAUGAAACAACAAAUAUAACUGUUUGGCCAUAAUGACCAUCGUUACGUUUGGAGGAAAAGGGGGAUGCUUGCAAGCCGAAGAACACCAUCCCAACCGUGAAGCACGGGGGUGGCAGCAUCAUGCUGUGGGGGUGCUUUGCUGCAGGAGGGACUGGUGCACUUCACAAAAUAGAUGGCAUCAUGAGGAAGGAAAAUUAUGUGGAUAUAUUGAAGCAACAUCUCAAGACAUCAGUCAGGAAGUUAAAGCUUGGUCGCAAAUGGGUCUUCCAAAUGGACAAUGACCCCAAGCAUACUUCCAAAGUUAUGGCAAAAUGGCUUAAGAACAACAAAGUCAAGGUAUUGGAGUGGCCAUCACAAAUCCCUGACCUCAAUCCUAUAGAACAUGUGUGGGCAGAACUGAAAAAGCGUGUGCGAGCAAGGAGGCCUACAAACCUGACUCAGUUACACCAGCUCUGUCAGGAGGAAUGGGCCAAAAUUCACCCAACUUAUCGUGGGAAGAUUGUGGAAGGCUACCCUAAACGUUUGACCCAAGUUAAACAAUUUAAAGGCAAUGCUACCAAAUACUAAUUGAGUGUAUGUAAACUUCUGACCCACUGGGAAUGUGAUGAAAUAAAUAAAAGCUGAAAUAAAUUAUUCUCUCUACUAUUAUUCUGACAUUUCACAUUCUUAAAAUAAUGUGGUGAUCCUAACUGACCUAAGACAGGCAAUUAUUACUAGGAUUAAAUGUCAGGAAUUGUGAAAAACUGAGUUUAAAUGUAUUUGGCUAAGGUGUAUGUAAACUUCCGACUUCAACUGUGUGUUUAGAGGCAACGUCUACCUACCUAUUCCAUUAUCACCACAAAAACACUGCUCAUCUGAUGAACACUCCCUAUGCUACUUCUAUUCAUGGUAUAGCAUAGCAGCCUAAUGCUUACUGCUAAGCACUUGCUAAUUUCCCAGGUUAUUCACCCUUUCAAUGUCUCUCUCAGGAGUUGCAGGCCAAGCUGGCAGCCCAGAAGCUGUCUGAUGGGCUGAAGUUCAGCACAGGGAGCUAUGUUGUGGAAGGGGGCCCGCUGGGCGCCUACAGGGAGGUUCAUGACGACGGAGCCCAGCUCUCCUCAGAGGAGGACUAAUCCAGGGGGCCGCAGUAAGGAAACUCAGGUGACCUCUGAGACAACAGUCUCUGUGCCCUGCGUCAGGGCCUAUGGAAGGAAGGGGAUUGGCAAUACAAAGACGAGAGGCCUGCCUGAGGAGCUGGAAAUGGUCAUGGGCUUCGGGUGGUUGUGAAGGCACAGUGGGUGUCCCUGUCUUGGCUGUCCAGGGAGGUGAAUUGUGUGGGUCUUGGUUCACCAUCAAUGAUUCACUGAGUUGUCACCCAAUCAGCAUCCUGUCCAGUUUAUCAGAGCUGCCACAGAACCUCAGGCCUCCCGUUGGGUGAUGUGUUAGCCUCUUGCAUGGAGCAUUAGGUAUGCUACCUCCCCAUGUUGUCAGAGAGUAAAGGAUUGCCUGUAUUGUGCCUAGGGAGGACUGGUGUCAGUUGUGUGAUGAGGCUGCUACAGUAUUGUCCGGUAUUGUUGACUCACUUGGUGGUUGCAUUUCCAAAACGGCAAAGUAAUGACUGUCUGCAUGUGAGAAAUAUAAAAAAAAUAUUUUUUGUAUGAUCUUUUUCUGCAUUGUUUCUUAUUGAAAAUAAAACUCUGUUCUUACCAUAUUUUGGUUGAUCUUAUUCUAUCUUGCUCUAGAAACGGGAACAAAUC